This is a messenger RNA of Enhydra lutris kenyoni (northern sea otter), 2526 nucleotides long. RefSeq names its product neuronal tyrosine phosphorylated phosphoinositide-3-kinase adaptor 1. The transcript has 6 exons. The record is from RefSeq and is a predicted model, not a curated record. The coding region runs from base 1 to 2526 and encodes 841 amino acids. NCBI's taxonomy places the organism in Eukaryota, Metazoa, Chordata, Mammalia, Carnivora, Mustelidae. Gene Ontology annotation, biological process: neuron projection morphogenesis; phosphatidylinositol 3-kinase/protein kinase B signal transduction.
AUGAACCUCCUCUACCGAAAAACCAAGCUGGAGUGGAGGCAGCACAAGGAGGAGGAGGCCAAGAGGAGCUCCAGUAAGGAGGUGGCUCCUGCAGGCCCCGCAGGGUCCGGGGCCGGCCCGGGGCCUGGGGUCCGGGUGCGGGACAUCGCCUCGCUGCGCCGCUCCCUCAGGAUGGGCUUCAUGACGAUGCCGGCCUCCCAGGAGCACACCCCCCACCCCUGCCGCAGCGCCAUGGCCCCACGCUCACUCUCCUGCCAUUCAGUGGGCAGCAUGGACAGUGUUGGGGGUGGACCUGGGGGGGGAGGCGGGGGUCUCACCGAGGACAGCAGUGCCCGAAGACCCCCUGCCAAGCCCCGGAGACAUCCCAGCACCAAGCUCAGCAUGGCAGGGUCGGGGGUAGAGAUGCCCCCCAGCAAGAAAGCAGGCUCACAGAAGCCAACCCCAGAGGGCCGAGAGUCCAGCCGGAAGGUUCCGCCACAGAAGCCCCGGAGAAGCCCGAACACCCAGCUCUCUGUCUCCUUCGAUGAGUCCUGUCCCCCAGCCCCCACUCCUCGUGGGGGGAAUCUGCCCCUUCAGCGCCUCAGUAGGGGGUCCUGCAUAGCUGGGGACCCUGAGGUGGGUGCCCAGGAAGAGGAGCCCGUGUACAUUGAGAUGGUGGGGGAUGUCUUCAGGGGAGGAGGACGAAGUGGAGGGGGCCUGACUGGGCCCCCUCUUGGGGGUAGGGGCCCAACCCCUCCAGCGGGCGCUGACUCGGACUCAGAGGAGAGCGAGGCCAUAUAUGAGGAGAUGAAGUACCCACUGCCCGAGGAGGCAGGGGAAGGCCGGCCCAACGGGGCCCCCGCAUUGACCGCAAGCUCCUCGCCACACCAGCCUCCCGCCCUGCAGCCCCACGCCCACCGCCGGCCAGCUUCAGCCCUCCCGAGCCGGAGGGAUGGGACACCUACCAAGACCAUUCCUUGUGAAAUCCCCCCGCCCUUCCCCAACCUCCUCCAGCACCGUCCUCCGCUCCUGGCCUUCCCCCAAGCCAAGGCUGCUUCCCGAACCCCUGGCGAUGGGGUCUCGAGGCUACCAGUCCUCUGCCACUCGAAGGAGCCAACGGGCUCCACCCCAGCUCCCCAAGUGCCUGCCCGGGAGCGGGAGACGCCUCCCCCACCGCCUCCGCCUCCUGCUGCCAACCUGCUGCUGCUGGGACCCUCGGGCCGGGCCCGGAGCCACUCAACACCGUUGCCACCCCAGGGCUCUGGCCAGCCCCGGGGGGAGCGGGAGCUCCCCAACUCCCACAGCAUGAUCUGCCCCAAGGCGGCAGGGGUGCCGGCAGCCCCUCCUGCCCCGGCCGCCUUGCUCCCUGGCCCCCCCAAGGACAAGGCUGUGUCUUACACCAUGGUGUACUCAGCAGUCAAGGUGACCACGCACUCCGUCCUGCCAGCUGGUCCACCCCUAGGUGUUGGGGAACCAAAGACGGAGAAGGAGAUCUCGGUCCUCCAUGGAAUGCUGUGCACCAGCUCGAGGCCCCCAGUGCCUGGGAAGUCCAGCCCCCACAGCGGGGCCAUGGGCGCGGCAGCUGGGGUCCUCCACCAUCGGGGCUGCCUGGCCUCCCCACACAGCCUUCCGGACCCGACUGCGGGCCCCCUGACUCCCCUAUGGACCUACCCAGCUGCAGCAGCUGGGCUCAAGAGACCCCCUGCCUAUGAGAGCCUCAAGGCCGGGGGGUUGCUGAAUAAGGGCUGUGGAAUGGGGGCCCCAUCCCCCAUGGUCAAGAUCCAGCUGCAGGAGCAAGGGACCGACGGGGGUGCCUUUGCCAGCAUCUCCUGCGCCCAUGUCAUCGCCAGUGCAGGGACACCAGAGGAGGAGGAAGAGGAGAUGGGCGCCACGACAUUUGGGGCAGGCUGGGCUCUGCAGAGGAAGGUCCUGUAUGGAGGGAGAAAAGCAAAAGAGCUGGACAAGGUCGAGGAUGGUGGCCGGGCCUGGAAUGGCAGUGCCGAGGGUCCAGGCAAGGUGGAGCGUGAGGAGCGGGGCCCCAUGGCAUCAGGGAUCCCAGUGAGGAGUCAGGGGGCAGAGGGCCUGCUGGCCAGGAUCCACCACGGAGGGGACCGAGGAGGGAGUCGCACAGCGCUGCCUGUACCCUGCCAGACGUUUCCUGCUUGCCACCGCAAUGGAGACUUCACAGGAGGCUACCGCCUGGGACGCUCGGCCUCCACAUCUGGAGUCCGGCAGGCCGCGCUCCACACGCCCCGACCCUGCAGCCAGCCUAGGGAUACCCCAAGCCAGACCCAGCCCGCGCUGCCGCUGCCGCUGCCCCUGCCGCCUCAGCCCGCCCGCGAGCGCGACGGCAAGCUGCUGGAGGUGAUCGAGCGCAAGCGCUGCGUGUGCAAGGAGAUCAAGGCCCGCCACCGCCCCGACCGAGGUCUCUGCAAGCAGGAGAGCAUGCCCAUCCUCCCCAGCUGGCGGCGGGGGCCCGAGCCCCGCAAGUCCGGCACCCCGCCCUGCCGCCGGCAGCACACCGUCCUCUGGGACACUGCCAUCUGA